Molecule: messenger RNA, 1845 nt
Organism: Rhagoletis zephyria (snowberry fruit fly)
Lineage: Eukaryota; Metazoa; Arthropoda; Insecta; Diptera; Tephritidae
Source: RefSeq, a predicted model, not a curated record
AUGGGGUUGCCGGCCAAUGGGUCGGCAACAGCCAGGAAGAGUGAAUCUGAAGAGGAUAGGGCAAAUAAAAAAGCUAAAAUCGUUUCCAAUGAGAAAGUUUCUUCUUUCUAUGAGCUGGCCACUGGCGGUGGGCUCAUAGAAAUUAGGAAAAAAGAUCAAAAAUUGUGCAGUGCUGGUGAGCCUGUUAAUAUGGAAUGUGAGGUUAGAAACGAUAAUGCAUGUGGUUCAAAUGCCCCGUCUGAAACAGUUGCAACCAGCGAAAAUAGUGUGAACAAAAACGCGCCAAUAAUUAACGUUUACCCGCCAAUUUUUAAGGGCGAGAUUUUUGUACUCGUUGAUGCAUCGGAAUGCCCGAACAUAAAAAAUGAGAAAACGACCACAGGACUUACACUGUAUGCCCAAAUAAAAGACUUAAGAAUAAAAGACCUAGACCUUAUUCUUGCCUUGGGUAGGACUUUAUAUAAAGUAAUCUUUAAAAAUACCUGUUCAGCCAACAAUUUUGUUUUAGACGACAGGCUUUCUAAAAGAGGCCUUAGACCUUUUGUACCCAUGACUGCCCUUGAAAUAUAUGGUGUCAUUAGGGGUGUACCAACUUUCUUUAAAGAGGAAGACUUUUUAAAAGAAGCCAAAUCAAGCAUUCCAAUAAGAUCUGUUAGGCGUUUUACGCGUAAAGAUCCCACAAAUAAUGAUUACAUCCCAACAACAACUCUGAAAGUAGGCUUUACAGGGAAUGAAAUACCCAAGCAAGUGAUAUUUGAAUAUGUGAAACUUAAUGUCGAUUUCUUUAUACCGCCUCUUAGGCAAUGUAAUAAGUGCGGGCGACUUGGUCAUACGGUGCUUUCCUGUAAGUCCAAGGGCAGGUGCCUUAAAUGUGGAAAACCUGAGUGUGAUAAUGCAUGUGAUUCUACUUUUUGUAUUUUGUGUAACAAAAAUGGCCAUGUGGCAAAAGACAAGUUCAAAUGUGCCUUUUGGGAAAAGGAGAUGGAGAUAAACCGCAUCAAGACGGUCAAAAAAAUGUCCCGUAAGGAAGUUUUGGAGACUUAUUUCCCCAAAAAUUUCAACAGAUUUAGCAUCUUUGAGGAAGAAGAAGAUAGUUUUCCCCCUUUAAACAGCUCUUCCAAUGACAUUGUAGAUAAAGAUUCCAAUAUUAACAGAAAUCUAACCAAAAAAACGUACAAAUCAGUAGUCAAAAGGCGCACUGAUGGAUCUGAGAUCAGUCACCCUCGUCCUUCCAAAACACCAACAAACAAAAUAGAUUUAAUUGACAAGGAAGUUACCGACUCAUGGCGCAAAGAAAUAAAUCUUAAUGCAUUAGAAUGUACGAAAAUUCGAAAUUCUUCAAAUAGAGCAAAGGAAAUUCGCGACGCUUUCGCAGAACAUUUAAGUGACGAGGGAGAUUACGUUUGUUCCGAUCACUUCUCGCGCGCGGAUAUGAUAUGCGGUGGUACACAAGCCAGAUUGCUGGCGAAAGCUAUUCCAUUCGCACCAUCGUCACAAUCUUCUAGCUCCAAUUGUUUAAUAAAUAAUAAACGUAACUUUGGCACGGAAAUCGGUGUUUCCAAUAUACAGGCUACAGAUGUAUCCCAGCAUACAUCACGCGUGAAUAAUGUAUUCGGUAAUACAAUUUCACUAUUGCCGUAUACUUCUAUCUACGUCGGUAUCCCUGAUACACGUAAAUUUAGCAUGGAUGUUGAUAUCCCUACCGCAAACGCUAGUGUACCUGAGCAAUUUUCACGCUCCAUUUUCAUACCUGAUUCUGGAGUUUACACACAAGAAGGUUCGUCGUUUUCUUUGCCGGAACCAACUAAGGCGCAGGUUAGAGACUGCGGAACACAAACGGAGUAA